CUCUAACCUCCACAACCUGAAAAUUCUCAAACAAACAAACACACCCAAAACAAAAAAAAGAUUAGCAUUUUUUUUCAUCUGUUUUUUUCCACGGCAUCAUCGCUAUACAUUGAGCUUGUGAGUAGAAAGAAUUCAAAGAAAGUUGUUAAUACGGCAAAAGUUGAAAUUUGAAGAAUAUAUAUAUAUAUAUAUAUAUAAAACAAUGUGGAAGCAAAACGACGACGUUUCUCGUAGAGCAUGGAACAUCGUUCGUCUAGCAUUGUUAUGGGCUCGCAAAGGAGGGGUGUUCAAGCGCAGGCUGAUGAUGGAACUGAGGGUGGUGCCUAAGUUCAUAAAGAACCUCGGCAAUGCAAACCAGAGCGACAACAUCCAUUACGGCGAGCGACAGCUCUCCUUCGACGAGACUCCCAUUUUCCACGUCAAGAUGCACCGUCCUAACUCAAUGCGCUUCCAUUUGCCUCACAUUCCUUGCUUCACUACCCCUCAAGUUGAUUUCGACUAUGAUUUCGAUGGCCGCGAUGACGCCGACGACAAUGACGGAGCUUAUAGCCAGAUGUACUAUGACAGUGGGAGGAAGAGUUUCCUAAAGGUCACUGCUGGAGAUGAUGAGGAAGGAGAUGAAAUGGCAUCGUAUGGCGAAGAGAGUAUCGAUAUGAGGGCCGAGGAGUUCAUAGCUAAAUUCUACGAGCAAAUGAAGCUGCAAAGACAGAUUUCGUAUUUACAGUAUAAUGAGAUGUUAAACAGAGGCUCAAGCUGAUCGUUCUUUCUUUUGAUGCGAUUCUCUCUCUUUUCUUCCAAGUUUUUCAAUCUUUUUUAUUGUUUAUUUUGUACUAGAGGCAUUGCGGCGUUUGUAGAUACCGGAAGCUUCGAUCGAGUUUCGAGUUUAUACAAUUUGAUUAUAGAAAUAAAAAAGCGGCAGUACAAUUUGAUUCGUAAAA
Molecule: messenger RNA, 938 nt
Organism: Ziziphus jujuba (common jujube)
Lineage: Eukaryota; Viridiplantae; Streptophyta; Magnoliopsida; Rosales; Rhamnaceae
Exons: 1
Coding region: 203-757 (184 amino acids)
Source: RefSeq, a predicted model, not a curated record